AUGGAUCACAAGUUUAAAAGCAAAUGGGAAAGGAACAACUACUUAAUCUUUGAUCAUAAAGAUUAUAAUGGUUAUGAUGAAAUUUCAUGGCGUCAAAGAAACUUCAUGUGCAACUUUUGUAAGAAAGAGUACAAAUCUGCACAAGCUCUUGGUGGUCACAUGAAUGUUCACAGAAGGGAUAGGGCCAGACUCAGACUCUCUUCACCCUCUCAUGAUCAUCCCCCAAACCCUACCCCUAACCCUAACCCUAACCCUAACCCUAACCCUAAUUUCUCAUUACCACCAUCCUCGUCAAUCCGGUGCUUACCCUACAAGACUUGCUACCAUUCCUGUAUUUUCCCUCUCUCUUCUUCACCAUCUUCAACCACAAGCAAAGAAAGCAAACAAGAGACGUUGUUCCCACUCGUACCACAUUCGAAUUUGGCAAGAAAUUUUCUUGGAGGUAUGAAAAAGAACAUCAAUAAUUACAUGGAGGGGUCUGUGGCAAAUGUUAAUGGAGGUUUCCAUGGGGAUUCUUGUGUUGAUCAAGAAAGUGAGUUUAGGGUUUGGAAGAAAAAAGAGACUUUUGGGGUGGAAAUGGAGAUGGGUUUGCUUAAWGAUGGUAAGAUCGGGAUGGACUUGGAUUUGGAACUUCGACUCGGCCGAUCUGAAUCCAUUUGA
This is a messenger RNA of Cynara cardunculus var. scolymus (artichoke), 660 nucleotides long. RefSeq names its product transcriptional regulator SUPERMAN-like. The transcript has a single exon. The record is from RefSeq and is a predicted model, not a curated record. The coding region runs from base 1 to 660 and encodes 219 amino acids. Lineage: Eukaryota; Viridiplantae; Streptophyta; Magnoliopsida; Asterales; Asteraceae.